Molecule: messenger RNA, 3120 nt
Organism: Arachis stenosperma
Lineage: Eukaryota; Viridiplantae; Streptophyta; Magnoliopsida; Fabales; Fabaceae
Product: protein MLN51 homolog
Exons: 12
Coding region: 471-2525 (684 amino acids)
Biological process (GO): mRNA processing
Cellular component (GO): exon-exon junction complex
Molecular function (GO): mRNA binding
Source: RefSeq, a predicted model, not a curated record
UGUAAGAUCCCCAACCGCCAUUGAAUUCCCAUAAAUACCCUUCACAAUAAGAUAAUUCCUCCAAUAAACCACAACCCUGUAUUCUUUUUUUUAGACCCUUCUUUCUCUUUCUUUUUGUUUUGUUUUGUUUCUUCGUCCUUCAGUUUCAAUUGCGGAGACGACACACUAAAAUCUCCCAAAAAAAAUAUCUAGGGUUUCGCCCCCUCUACAACCCGACUUCAAUUCAAUCUAUAAUCUUCUUCACCUUCCCUUCAUCAAUUCCCCGUUUUCCCUCUUUACGCAAAUCGUCUACUUUGUUUAUCGUUUUCGGUUUCGGUUUCCAAUUGGCUGCGAUUUUGCCUCAUUCGUUUUUGGCCUUUGCAGCGGAAAGCUUUUUGGUUUUCUUUUUCAUUGAGUUCCACUGUGACGCGCGUUUUGGUUGGUUGCGCUUGAUCGAAGUUUGAAUUUGGGGUGUUUAGGUUUUGGCAUUGAUGGGCAGCGGUGGCGAAGAAGAUGUUGAGUACGAGAGUGAUCCCGAGGAGUCUAAACGAGCCCUCGGAAUGCGGAGGAGGGUUGAGGCCAGUGACGAUGAAGGUGACGCUGAAGCAGAAGCCGAACUCGAAGCUGAAGCCAAGGGUGCAGAUCGCCGCGUGAUUUGUUCCGAUGUUUCCGACGGCGAGGGAGGAGUGGCCGAUUACGAUGAGGAGGAGGAAGAAGAGGAAUUGGACGAGGAAGAAGCUGAAGAAGAAUUGGAUGAUGAGGAGGAAGAAGACGAGGUGUACGAGGAGGAGAGGGGCAUUGAUGAAGGUGGGGGUGUGAAUGGCUCAGUGGCUAUGCCAAAGGGUUCUGAUGGUGCUGAUGAGAAACCCCAUUUGGAAGAAAAGGAUGAAGAAGAAGGAGGAGAAUCAGGGAACAAGGAUGACGAGGAGAAGAAGGAGAAUGAGCCAUUUGCGGUGCCCACAGCUGGAGUGUUUUACAUGCACGAUGACCGUUUCAGGGAUAAUGCUGGUGCUCGCCACAGGAGAAUGCGCGGUGGAAGGAGGCUGUGGGAGUCCAAAGAUGAUAGGAAAUGGGGACACGAUAAGUAUGAGGAGAUUACUUCUCAGGAAAGGCACUACAAGGAGGGAAGGAAGCUUUCUAGGGGUAACUAUAGAGGAGGGCGGGGUAAAAGUCGUGGUGUUGGUCGUGGAGGAUAUGCUCGAGGAAAUAGGAAAGGGUAUGAAAACAGUGGUAAUCAAACUCAGGUUCCGAAAGCGGUUGUGCGAGGGAGAGGGCCACGGCGGUAUGAGCCUGCCAUGAAAAAUGGUGAUCAAACAUCCCAGAUGCAAAAUAGACAAUCUUCUUCAAAGCCUUUUGAGAAAACUUCACAUACUAGUUCAGGGAGAACCGCUGGAUCUACCUCCAAUUAUGAAUCAGAUCCUGUGCCUGCUGCUAAGAAACAAGUGUCUUCGAAUUUGAAUUAUGCAUCUCCCCCGUUUUACCCUUCAGGCUCAUCCAACAAAGAGAUGAAUCUGGCAUCAAAAAGGGAUGUCCAAACUGGCAGCACAAGCAGGAGUGGUCGUCCUGGAGUUGUGGAAGAGGGAGUUUCAGUUCAACAAAACAAUGCUUUGCUUCGUGGAAAGAAUGUUGUUGAUACUACUAUAGGUAUGGAUAAGCUGUAUAUUGAAGAGUCCAUCAAUCCGUCUGUUGGCAAGUCCUUGAACAGUAUGCAUGCUGUACCUCCUGGAUCUUCUGGGGUUAAUGCUUCUCAAUCUUCUCAUCCAAGGGCUCCAUUGAGGGGUGGGGCAAUUCCAGUACAGAUGAAUUUUCAGCCUUCUAUUGCACAUAAUCAAGUGAACAAAUUUGCUCCAACACAACACCAGUCAACUGUCCAGAGGAAUCAUGCGCCAGCACGAAUUCCAACCACUUUGCAAGCCUCUGCUCCACAGAUUGGUCAACGUCCUGGUACUGGUUCUCAAGCUUCAUCUCCGCCAAAAACAUCUGUGGCAAUCAGUUCGUUGGAUUCUGUAGAAAUUGACGCUACUUCAGAAUCAGGUAAAUCCAAAGGUGCAUUGGUUGGGAAGGGAAGGGGGGGUUCUCAGGGAAGUGGAAGGGGCUCUUUCGUUUAUGGUGGAGCUAUGGGGACUGCUGGAAAUAUGGGGGGUAAUCAUGGAGAUCCAAACUUCCCAGCCUUCUUGCCAGUUAUGCAGUUUGGAGGCCAGCAUCCUGGGGGUAUUGGAGUCCCUGCUGUUGGCAUGGCAUUCCCGGGAUAUGUUGCUCAGCCUAAUGGUUUGGGAAACUCUGAAAUGACAUGGCUACCUGUUUUGGCCGGUGCUGCAGGAGCUUUAGGGGCUACAUACUGUCCACCCUACCUCACAGUUGAUGGUGCAUAUCAUGGUCGACAGUCAGGGCAGGCAUCUGCAACAGCUACUUCAAGCAAGGAAACUGAUGCUAAUAAAGCUUCUAAUGAGUGGAAGCCACCACAGAGAGCUGAGCCUGUAAACGAUGAGUUUGGACAGCGGCAGAAUAAACCCCGCAGAUACUCAGAGAUGAAUUUUGGACAGUGAAGUAUUUUACAUACGAUGCAACUUGUUUGAAUAAGACUAUAAAGGCCUCCAUCAGGCCCUUUGUUCUCCAGCGUUUGCUCUGGAUUACUUUGGGCUGCAAUAGUUUCAAGAUUUUUUAGUUCUAUAACGCCUGUUGAUGCUGUUUCCCAUUUAAAGAAGUUGUUGCAGCUAGACAGGUGGUAGUUGCUUGUGUAAUUGUGCGGUUUUUCUUGCGGUUUGCUUGCAUUUUUAGUGAAGCAUAACAAGAUAACAUAUGCUGUGGCCUCUCUACAACUACUACUACUACAACCAUGCAUAUGUCCAAAGAAAACGAUAUUUUAUUUGCAGCAACUGAUUGCUUGUGGGAGUUAUAAGAUUUCUCAUGUUAAUGGGCUUCUUUUUAUAUUUAUCUGCUAUCUCGAAUUGUGGGUUAAAUUAUUUAGGUCCAUGGAGACAUUUUUAUAAUAUUUUUUAUUUUUUCCUUCUCUUUUAUAUCUAAGUAUCCGUUUUUGAUUGUAUGGUUUUGCUAUUGAGACCUGAGAAACUAUCAAACCAAUUUCCGAGUUAUGCUGUAUUAGCUAUCAAAUAUGAGUUUGUUUUUUUUUUUUUUGGUUAA